GCCCAGCGCAGACAAGCCCCGCCCACAGAGGGGAGCUUCAAUCGGCGUUUCCACUUUACCAGCGUUCUUGCAAACUUUGACCGCCGGCGCCGGAAAUACUACGCAUGCGCCAUCCCUUUGCAUGGUGAGCCUCCUGAUUCUAGCUGCCGCAGCGGCAACUGUGGUGAUCUUGCUGCUAGUCGUGAGACUAUGGGCGGUCAUUCGGCCCCUUCACGUCGUUUCCCGAGAGUCUCUCACACCCUUGAUAGUAGCUGGAUCCGGUGGACAUACCACUGAGAUUCUGAGGCUGGUUGGAAGCUUGUCCGGGGCUUACUCACCUAGGCACUAUGUCAUCGCUGACUCUGAUGAAAUGAGUGCCAAGAAAAUUGAAUCUUUUGAACAUGCUCGAACCAAGAGAGACUCUCCUCCUGAGCACUGCCUUCACCGAAUUCCAAGAAGCCGGGAAGUGCGGCAGUCCUGGCUCUCCUCGGUGUUCACCACCUUGCACUCCAUGUGGUUUUCCUUUCCCCUGGUUUACCAUCUGAAGCCAGAUUUGGAAACAGGCUCCCGCCGUGUAGCUCUGGCUACUCUUGAACUGGAAGAGAUCCACCUGCCUCUUCCUUCUGAACCCUGGGAUUAAAGGGGUGCUUCAACAUGCCUGCCUUUCAUUACUGACACAGCCUUACUUAUUCCUGGCGGUGAGUUCAAUGAGAAGAACCCAGCUGCACUGACAGAACCCACCAGAACCAACAGUACUCCACUCAGGCUGACCUCCAACUCAAACUCACAGCAAUCCUCUUGGUGCUGGGAUCGCAAGAACAUUAGCUUGUAUUUGGGAAAUAAAACUCAUAUCAGAACUGAAACCUGUCCUACGUUUGCUCCAGAACGCCAAGUAGGGAGGUGGUGACCUUGGUCAUAUUAGGAACCUGAGUUGCAGCCUUCAAGCCACUGAAACAGGUAUGAAUUCUAUCUAGUAGUUGUGGCUAAGUAAAUGGGUUAACCUUUGGGAGUCCUACAGUCCAGUGUGGUCCCACGAGCACAGGCAAGGGGCAAUGUUCUGUUCUCACCUUCCUCUAUCAGUUUGCCUUUGAGAUCAGAAGAAAGGAAGGGUACAGGAAAGAAGACAGAGUGCUGAUUCAAAGAGAUCCCUGAUUAAAAAAAGCAAACAAAAGCAGGUAGACUCCUUAUUCAAGGCAGUCCUCUAAUUAAAAAUAAAGGAACAAACAAAAACUAGGCAGAGCAACAGCCACUUAAGACUUUCGGACUGGGUGAACUCCCUUCCUCUAAAGAUGUUAGCAGAGGGUAACUGGUGCGAAUCCAGAAAAGGACCUGAAAAGCCCCCAAGGUUUUGUCACAAUACUUUCCCAAUUUGUUUCGCACUGCUUUUAAAGUUUAGACAGAACGAGCAGGAAUUUGGCAAAGAACUUUGACCGAGGCAGAGGUCAGACCCACAGGUGCGGCAGCUGCGUGGGGAGGGAGGACCUGGCAGGUGUUGAUGCAGGCCUCCCUGUGCCAGACAUGUGGGCUCGGAGGCUGCUCCAGG
Molecule: messenger RNA, 1522 nt
Organism: Cricetulus griseus (Chinese hamster)
Lineage: Eukaryota; Metazoa; Chordata; Mammalia; Rodentia; Cricetidae
Source: RefSeq, a predicted model, not a curated record